Molecule: messenger RNA, 4991 nt
Organism: Drosophila ficusphila
Lineage: Eukaryota; Metazoa; Arthropoda; Insecta; Diptera; Drosophilidae
Gene: L
Product: zinc finger protein 423 homolog
Exons: 6
Coding region: 150-4331 (1393 amino acids)
Biological process (GO): regulation of transcription by RNA polymerase II
Cellular component (GO): nucleus
Molecular function (GO): transcription coregulator activity
Source: RefSeq, a predicted model, not a curated record
GGCGCAAGGAUACUCGCUCCGUUUGCCAGGACUCCGCCAGUCGUCUAAAUAGAAACCAAAACAAAUCGCUUUGGCGCGAAACGGAAGCCGGAAGUUGUGGAGUAUAGUAAUAGAACUCGGAAUCAGUGAUUUAACCAGCCAACCUGGCCAUGUCCCGACGCAAACAGGCCAAGCCGCGCGCCUGUCUCAAACUUGGCGAGAAGGAGGACGAGGAGAACACUGGGCUGCUGGAGCCCAAAGAGGAGCUGCUCAGCGGCGACGAGGACAACGAGGAUAAUGAGGACGAGGACGAGGAGCUGGCCGAUGGAGAGUCGGCCGAGGGAGGGGAGCAGCAGCCCCAUCCCCAGCCCCAGCUCGAGCCCAAUGAAUCACAGCAACAAAGCUGGCCAACAGCUGAUGAGCCAGCGGUCCCAGCUGCAGUGGCAAAAGAAGAAGAAGACGGACCAGAAGAACUACAACACCCACGGGAUGGGGUAGUUGCAUCUGAUGCUGCUGCUGCUGCUGCUUCUGCUUCUGGUGGUGGUGCUUCUGGUGAUGCUGCUGCCAAUGCCAACGGACACUGCAAGUCCUCUGGCCAAGACGAUGCGGAUGCGGAUGCGGAUCCCGAGGCGGAGGCGGAAGUGGAGGAGCCUGAACCAGAGGAUUUGGAUCUGGAUGAGGAGCUGCUCAGUCUCAGCGGGGACGAGGACUACGACGACGAGGAGCUGCAGAGCCUGGACAGCUUCUACUCAGAUAUGUACAGCACCCACACCUCGUCCAGUUAUUCACCAAGUAUUUCUGACGGCACCAUGACUCCGAACUCCCACCAUCUGCCAGGAGCUCCCAAUCCGGCUGGCCAGGAGGAUCACCAUCCUUCCGAGGGCAAAGCCAAUGGAGGCGCCGAGGGCGAGGAGUUGCCCAAGCCGAAGCGCUUGCCCCACUUCCACCACCACCACCACCACCACUACCACCACCAGCAGGCGCUGAAAAUAGCCAACAAGCUGCGCAAAAUCAAUAAGGAAACCAAGAUGGGAGCCGCCGCAGGUGCGGGAUCCGCAGGAGCGGGCUCCAAGUUUGAUAAGCUGACAGGGGAGGGGAUUAAAAGUCGCGGCGACGGCUCCUAUCAGUGUCAGUUCUGCGAGAAGACAUUUCCGCGACUCGGCUACUUGAAGCAUCACGUGCAGAGCCACGCUGAACACCUGCCUUUCAAGUGCGAGUACUGCUCGAAGCUCUUCAAGCACAAGCGAUCCCGCGAUCGCCACAAGAAGUUGCACACCAACGAGCGGAACUACAAGUGUCCGCAUUGCGAGGCAGCCUUCUCAAGGAGUGACCACUUGAAGAUCCACAUGAAAACCCAUGACAUCCAGAAACCCUUUCAAUGCAGCAUGUGCAACAGGGGUUACAAUACCGCUGCGGCGUUGACCUCCCACAUGCAGAAGCACAAGAAGAAUGCCGCUAUCUUGGCAGCUGGUGGCAACCCCAAUGCCCUCAACUACAGUCCUCGAUCCACAGGAUCUGCCUCGGCUUCGGUUUCCAGCAAUGGCAGUCUCCAAAAGAGGCGAUAUGCCUUGGCUUUGGCUUCGGACAGCAGUCCCAGUAGAUUGGAUUUCCCCAAGAGAUCGAGGAGUGGCAACUUGGGUGGCACCACCACCACAACUGCCACGCCCACUCCGAUGCUGAGAUGCAGCUACUGCCCCAAGGUCACCGAGUUCAGCAGUCUGGAGCAACUGAACGCCCAUCUGCAGAGUGUCCACGAACAGCAGCCAACUGGGAAGAGUGCUCCUGGUCAGGAGGGGGAAACCUUCCAGCUGAGCUGUGAGUACUGCACCAUGAAGUUCGGCAACAUCGCCGGACUUUUCCAGCACAUGAGGAGCACCCACAUGGACAGGUUGAGCAGCCCGAAUUCUUACUACGAGCACUUCAAUCGUUUGGCCACCGCGGGAACUUUCAGUCCGAGAUUGGCAUUGGAUUUGCCGAAGAUUAAACAGGAUCUGGGAAGUCCUGAGAGGGAAUCGCGGCAGGCGGAAGAGGAUCUGCCCACGGAUCUGAGCAGCAACAAGCGGAGACCUUUGACCCCGAAUCCACCAAGUCAAACCCAACUAGCACCACCAUCUGCGCCACCGGGUGUCUUCUUCUGCAAUCAGUGCAAUGCUGGACUUCCGGACUUCGAGAGCUUCAGGAAUCAUCUGAAGAGUCACAUUGCCGAGGGAAUGCAGUUGGUGUGUCCCCAUUGCGGGCUGAGUUUGCCGGAGCAAUCGGAGUUCGAGCGCCAUGUGGUGGGUCACUUCCUCAUCACGGGUUCCGAGUUCAACUGCAGUUCGAGUUGCGGCAAGAGCUUCGCCAAGUCCGAGGAUCUGCAGCAACAUCUCCUUUCGGAUCACGUUCUAACCCUUCUGAAGUGUUCGCUGUGCUCGGAACUCUGUGAGAGUCGAAUGGCCAUGCAGCUCCACUUGGCCUGUGCUCACAGUCAGGAGACAAAGCUCCUCCGCUGCAGCGCCUGCUUGGAGCUCUUCCGCUCGGACGCCGAGUUCCAUGUGCAUGUCAAGACACGUCACCAGCUGGGCGGACAUCCCGCGUUGGGCGCCACUUCUAGUGCGCCCAGCAAUCCAUUGCAGUGUAUGUUCUGUCGAGCGGUUUGCUCCUCGGAAUUGGAGAUGCACUUCCACUUGGCGGCCCACGCUCGCCAGUUUAGAUGUCCCUCCUGCCCGGAAACCUUCCAUGUGGAGUUCCUGCUGGAUCGUCACAUGCAGAGUCAACAUGGUGGGGUAAAGGAUAAGGAAUCGAACUCACCCAAUAUGGGAAGUCUCUAUGUGAAUGCUUUACUGCCUCCUUUGGCGGCGGCGGCGGCGGCAGCAGCGGCCACCAACAACAACAGCAGCAUAAUAGACUACAAUGUGGCGUUCAAGGGAUUGUUUGGAGGUUCAGCCGGAUCAGGAGGAGGAUCUGCAGGAGGGGGAGCAGCAGGAGGAGCUCCACCCUCGAGUAACAAAUUCUACAGUCCUCUGCAAGUGGACACCAAUGCAUUGAAGGCACAAACCUCUCCACAUCCUGCUUUAAUGUAUGGCCUCAGUCAGCGGUAUUUGAUGGAGAUGUAUGCUGCCAAAUCCACUUCGCCUGCGGGUAACGAAGGAGUGGGGAAUCCACCAGUUUCGACUCCCCAGACCGCAGCUCCUCCCCCACAAAGUGCACAAACUGCCACCUUCAGUUGCGGAAUGUGCGAGCGACAGGAUUUGCGCAGCGAGGCGGAACUCCACUCGCAUCGCAAGCUGGCUCACAACUUGAAGACCGGAGUGAGUUUGCGGUGCGCCUACUGUGCGGGCAACUUCAAGUCCCGCGCCGAACUGGAGCAGCACAUGAAGAGCUGCCACAACUCGACGGGCAAGCACAAGUGCCUCAUCUGCGACGAGGUCUUCCCCUCCCCGGCCAUCCUGGCGGAGCACAAGCUGCAGCACUCGAAGGUGGGCCAGUCGGGCAAGUGCUCCCACUGCGGCCAGCCGCUGGAGGAUGUGGCCGCCUUCCGAGCUCACCUCUCCGAACAUGGAAGCGAUGGUGCCUCCCUGCCACUGGCAUGCAUCUGUUGCCGCCAAACGUUGCACUCGGAAUUCGAGCUAAGUCUGCAUGCCAAGUUCCACACGAAGUCCUCGUCGAGUGGUGGGAGUCUCCAGGAACCAGUUUGUGCUCUGUGCCUGGAACCUCUGCCCGAUGCCACCGAAGGUCCUGCCAAACUGUGCGACAAGUGCUGCCGCAAACACAAUCUGAAUGGAAAGCGUGGCAAGCCCACUGAACCACCUUCGGCAUCUCUGCAGUCGCAGACUCCCUCCUCCUUCGUGGAGAACCGCUGCAAUCUGUGCAAGAUGAUCCUGCCACAUGCCCAAAAGCUGCAGGAACACCUGGUGGAACACACUUUCGCUGGCACCGAACAGCGUGGCUUCAAUUGCUACAUUUGCUCCGCGGUUUUCACCGCUCCUGGAGGAUUGCUCAACCACAUGGGCGAGCAUGGAGCUCACUCUCGUCCCUACGAUUGCAGUAUUUGCCCGGACAAGUUCUACUUCCGCGCCGAGUUGGAGCACCACCAAAGGAGCCACGAGCAGCGACCCCAAGUGCGUGCUCCUGUGUCCAAAGUGGAGGUGCCCUCCAUUCGGAAAAGUUCACCCAGCCAGAGCCCGGUGAGAAGUCCCACGAUUGUCAAGCAGGAACUCUACGAAACUGAUACGGUUGAAUCGAAUGCUGGAGAGGAUGAGCCCGAGAAUCCUCCAGAGGAAGAGGAGUACAUCGAAGUGGAGCAGAUGCCACAUGAGACACGUCCAGCUGAGAUUGGGUCGCAAAUGGAAAGGUCCACCAGCAGCGCCUAAAAAAUUACUAGAAAAUUAAACAACAGUUGGGAAACUCUUCUAGAACUUAUCUUAAUAUUUAAAAGACUGUUUCCAAACUUGCUUUUAAAUUCAAAUUCCAACGUUUUACAUAUUUAUUUUUAUAAACAUUUUGGGACACACCAGACCAAAAGUUUCUGCCCCAAAAACUAAUGCAUCUUGCCACUUUUAACACGAAGCAACUGGAACAGUUUAGUAUUAACCACAUAUAGUACGUAUAGUUACAUAACUUUGCAUAAAUCCUAAUAAUAAGUAAUUGUCAGAACAUAAUCAAUAUUACACAUACGCCUAGUGUACUCGUAGAAAGUCUUGAGAAAAAGUUAAAGGAAAGCAUUUGUGUGUGAUAGUUUUUCAAAGAUUCGACUCCGCUAUUUAUCCUCAAUUAUGAUUUAUGAUUUACCUACUGUAGGUGUGUAUGUUAUAGGGCCUUGCCUUCGAUUCAGUAUUUAUAACAUAAACUGUAUUACACGAUCCAACAAUAACUAACCAUGUAACUAUAAAACGAUUAAGCAAUUACAUAUGAGUGUACAUCGCAUAUAAGCACCAAGACAUUUUUAAUGUGUAGCAUAUAAAAACCGAAAAGGAAAAGAAAGCAAGAACGAAUAUUUAGUAAAUAAAACAAACACAGAAGUUGAAACCAAA